AUGACCGACUCAUCGCCCAUGGCGCCAGCCAAGCCCAACACCAAAAGGCCAAAGAACGACAGUAACUGGCACAGAAGCAGGCUGGCGGAUGCCACAUUCAACGCGAAACGCUAUCCCGAUCCUUUGAAAGCUCGUCCGUCACCGGACCCCAGAUUUGGGGUGCCUGAGGGAGUGACAGCGGAGAUGACGCAGAAGUGGUUGAAUAUGAUCAGAGAGUCCAAGACACAGACGCCUUCAUCAUAA
Molecule: messenger RNA, 243 nt
Organism: Beauveria bassiana ARSEF 2860
Lineage: Eukaryota; Fungi; Ascomycota; Sordariomycetes; Hypocreales; Cordycipitaceae
Exons: 2
Coding region: 1-243 (80 amino acids)
Source: RefSeq, a predicted model, not a curated record